UGGAAGAGGAGGAUGGAGGAGGACAACAAAUACAUGUCCAAACUGUCACCCACUGUGGACUACUGGGCAGGCAUGUACCUAGUGGUGAUAGCGGUGCUCUCAGUGCUGGGUAAUGCUGCGGUCCUGCUGACCUCAGCACUGCGGCCGACUAACCUCAAGGCCCCGGAGCUCCUGACAGUCAACCUGGCUGUGACGGACAUCGGCAUGGCUCUCAGCAUGUACCCCCUAUCCAUUGCCUCGCUCUUCAACCACGCCUGGAUUGGAGGGAAUUCCUCCUGCCUCUACUAUGGCCUGAUGGGGAUGAUCUUCGGCACGGCCAGCAUCAUGACCCUGGCUGUCAUGGGUUUGGUACGAUACCUGGUGACAGGAAACCCACCUAAAACAGGCAACAAGUUCCAGCGUCGGACCAUCACCAUGGUGAUCAGUGUGAUCUGGCUGUACUCUGGACUGUGGGCUGUGUUCCCUCUACUGGGAUGGGGUGGCUACGGACCGGAGCCCUUCGGGGUGGCCUGCUCCGUGGACUGGGCCAGUUACCAAGACUCCCUGAACCGUUCCACCUUCAUCAUGUCUCUGUCUAUCCUCUGCACCUUCAUCCCCUUCCUCGUCAUCCUCUUCUCCUAUUUCGGCAUAGCUUGGAAACUCCACAAGGCCUACCAGGCCAUCCAAAGCAGCGACUUCCACUACGGACACAUCGAGAGGAAGGUCACUCUGAUGGCGGUGUUGAUCAGCUCUGGGUUCAUCGUAGCCUGGUCUCCCUACGUGGUGCUCAGCUUUUGGAGUAUGUUCCACAACAAGGGGAAGGACAGCCUGGCCCCCGUGGUCUCCCUGCUGCCCUGCCUGUUCGCUAAAAGUUCCACGGCCUACAACCCUUUCAUCUACUACAUCUUCAGAUGCUCCUUUAGACGCCAGCUGCGCCAGCUCCAGGUCCUGAUCUGCUGCUCUGCCCAACCAGACUCACCUUCGUGUAGGGAGACAGGAGAGGGCAGGCAGAGUGUAAGGUCUGACCUACUACAGAGCUUUCCGGAUGAUAAGAAUAGAGCUCCCUUGGUGGGGAAGUUGGGAACUGCGGUGCUGGAAAGAGUCUGAGAAAGAGCUGACAAG
Molecule: messenger RNA, 1101 nt
Organism: Oncorhynchus nerka (sockeye salmon)
Lineage: Eukaryota; Metazoa; Chordata; Actinopteri; Salmoniformes; Salmonidae
Product: opsin-5-like
Exons: 4
Biological process (GO): phototransduction; G protein-coupled receptor signaling pathway; cellular response to light stimulus
Cellular component (GO): plasma membrane
Molecular function (GO): G protein-coupled photoreceptor activity
Source: RefSeq, a predicted model, not a curated record